AUGGCGCUGCGAUCCGAUAUCAACGGUACCUCUGCGCCUACGGCCGAGUCGAAUGGAGUCACCUCGGCAGCGCGACCUAGAGUAAACGGCCGCUCAACCUCGAAUAGUGUUCCGGCGAGCGACGAUGACGAACAGCGCCCUUUGAGUGCACCCAACCGGCGCAACGGGAGCAUGAGUCUCGAGACGAAGGACGAUAUCGAGCACCACCAGCAAACGCGGCCCGUGAAGCCAUUGCUGCUCCGGUCCAAGAGUGACUACGCGCAUCGAUCGAUGGAUGAACCCGAACCGGUAGAAGACAACAUACCUGAAUGGGGUGCUAGACAUGGCUUCGAGGACCACUACCAGUCGGAGGAUAUUAUAUCUCAGCUGGCUAAUAAUUGGUAUAUGUACUAUACAGAUAAACGACACGAGACGACAGGCAAACCCAAACCACUACAGUAUGAACUUCAAGAUUGGCGACAAAGAGACAGGUUGAAGACGGUCUCUGCGGCUCUCGCGGUGUGUUUAAAUAUAGGUGUCGAACCUCCCGACCAGCUCAAGACCAGCCCAGGCGCGAAACUGGAAGCCUGGACAGAUCCGACGGUUCCUCCUAUCCAGAAAGCCCUCGAAAACAUCGGCAAGUCGCUUCAGGCUCAGUAUGAAACUCUCGCGAUAAGAGCGCGAUAUAAACAGUACCUGGACCCGUCUGUCGAGGAGACAAAGAAGUUCUGCAUCUCUUUGCGCAGAAAUGCCAAGGAUGAGCGUGUUCUGCUUCAUUACAACGGACAUGGUGUUCCCAAGCCAACUGCGUCGGGCGAGAUUUGGGUUUUCAACAAGAAUUACACUCAGUACAUCCCCGUUUCGCUCUACGAUUUACAACACUGGCUACAAGCUCCCACCAUAUUUGUCUGGGAUUGUUCAGAGGCUGGUAAUAUCCUUAACAACUACCAUAGAUUUGUCGAGAAACAUGAAGAGGAGGAGGAAGAGGCCGCAGAGCGUGACCCUAACUACACAAAGACCAAUUUCCGACCCUAUAUACACUUGGCCGCCUGUGCAGUCAAGGAGAAUCUUCCCACCAACCCUCUUCUACCCGCAGAUCUCUUCACUGCUUGCCUCACAACCCCCAUCGAGAUGGCUCUGUGGUUCUUUGUCCUACAAAAUCCCCUCAAAACCAACAUCAGCCCAGAGCGGGCCAAGAAGCUACCUGGUAGACUCCAGGAGCGGCGAACACCAUUAGGUGAACUUAAUUGGAUUUUUACUGCCAUCACGGAUAGCAUUGCAUGGACGACCUUGCCGCGCGAUCUCUUCCGCAAGUUCUUCAGACAAGAUCUUAUGGUUGCAGCUCUGUUCCGUAACUUUCUUCUUGCUCAGCGUGUCAUGACCGUUUACGGAUGCCAUCCUCAAUCCUAUCCAAAGCUUCCCGACACCCACCAGCAUCCAUUGUGGGAGACGUGGGAUCUGGCGGUCGACAUGGCAUUGGCUCAGCUCCCCAUGCUGGAGAAGAAGGAAAGCGAGGGCUUUGAUUAUGAGUACCAAAACUCAACCUUCUUCACAGAACAACUCACUGCGUUCGAUGUUUACCUUACUAGGGGCGAUGCGAUGGCUCAGAAAUCACCCGACCAGCUGCCUGUUGUGUUGCAGGUGCUGCUCAGCCAACAGCAUCGAGUUCGUGCGCUUAUUCUACUCGGUCGUUUUCUUGACCUUGGUCCGUGGUCUGUUCAGCUCGCUCUCAGUAUCGGAAUCUUCCCGUAUGUUCUUAAGCUCUUGCAAUCUGCUGCAGCUGAGUUGAAGCCGGUGAUGGUCUUUAUCUGGGCACGCCUCAUCGCAGUGGAUCUUUCAUGUCAGCAAGAUCUCAUCAAAGACAGCGGUUACAGCUACUUUGCGCAGAUUCUCAAGCCGUCUGAAGGAUUACCUGUUGUUGACAGCGAUGAGCACAAGGCGAUGUGUGCCUUUAUUCUCGCCAUGCUUUGCAAAGACUAUAAAAACGGCCAGAUGGUCUGCAAUCAGACAGAUAUCAUGUCUUACUGCUUAACUCAUCUUCAAAAUGAAGAAAACCCUCUUCUGCGACAAUGGGCAUGCCUCUGUAUAAGCCAACUUUGGCAAGACCUUCCCGAGGCAAAGUGGCGGGGUAUCCGGGAGAAUGCGUACGUCAAGUUGGCCUAUCUGGUCAGAGACCCUUGUUGUGAGGUACGAGCGGCUAUGGUGCAUGCCAUGACCACGUUCCUUGGCAUUCCCGACCUGACAGAAGAAGUUGCCCGUAUUGAGGAGUCAAUUGCAUGGACUAUCCUUGAUAUGGGUAAUGACGGAAGCCCGAUGGUUCGCAAAGAGUUCGUUGUGUUCCUGUCGAGUUUUGCUGUUCGCUUUGAGAGUAAGUUCUUGGUUGCAGCAUAUGAACAACUGGUUGAGGAGAAGGAGUAUCUCAUGUUCCCUCCCCAAGACGAUGGCCAGGAACACAAAAUGGGGGUGCAUUAUGCAAGACCCGACAAUCGCAACAAGGAUGGCACCAUUAAACCAAUGGCCCAUGGCUUGUCGCACAACACAGUCUACAUGGCGUUGUGGAAGUUAGCUUUGGUACUCAGCGUCGACCCUCACCCUGAAGUACAACGUGAGGCUACAGUCGUAGUCGACUUCGUGCAUCACGCGCUUUUCAGCUCAAAAGUUGGCGCCCAGACCCAACAGGUCAUGGCUGAGAUUCAAAAACGCGCGACAAAGCUAACACACAAGCACACACCGAACGCAAGCCAGCGUAGCAAUGCUGCAGGACAUGCCAACUCGCAGCCCUUACCUUCUCCUGGACUCUUGCGGCGAACUGCGAGCUUGCUAUUUCCAUCUUUGGUCACCAAUGAAGAUAAAUCAAGACCGACAACACCGACUUUGCCUCGGUCGCCAUCACUAAAACACACACCAAACCAGUUGCCUCCGCCAGAACAGAACGAUCGAGCAUCGUCACUGGGGCAGUACAACGUUGCGCAUGAGCCCUACUCUGGUGCCUACAGAGAACGAGACUUGACAAAACCUGCCACACUCCCUAUCAAGAGCAGAUUCUUGGAAUGGUCAAUCGAAUACUUCCGUGAACCGCAGAUGAAGCCAAGUGAAGCAGAUGAGCCAGGAAGCACUGAGUAUAAUGAGCGCCUCUGGCGGAGAGCUCGUAAUGAAACUAUCAUUAGAGAGACACAGCCAUUGAAACAACAAGCGGGAAGCCACAAGUGGAAUAAUCAGCUUGGAAUUGUCAACAAUGGUGCUCAACCGGCCAAAAUGACUUUCCAUCAGUUUGAGGAUCAUCUUGCUGUGGCAGAUGAUGGCAAUACAGUUUACGUGUGGGACUGGAAGAAGCAAGGUCGGCUGAGUCGUUUCAGCAACGGAAAUCCUGAAGACUCUAAGAUCAGCGAUAUGAAGUUCAUCAACGAGGACGAUCAAGCAAUGCUUCUCACAGGAUCAUCCGAUGGUGUGAUCAGAGUCUACCGCAAUUACGAAUCGGAUAGAGAAAUCGAGCUCGCAUCUUCCUGGCGUGCCUUGACACACAUGGUGCCAAGCAACGUCAACUCGGGUAUGGUGUUCGACUGGCAGCAAGUUACAGGCCGAGUCCUCGUCGCUGGCGAUGUUAGGGUAAUCCGAGUGUGGUACGCUGCUUACGAGACAUGCGUCAUGGACAUCCCAGCACGGUCAGGAUCCUGCGUGACAUCAUUGACGUCUGAUCAAAUGACGGGUAACAUGUUCGUUGCCGGCUUCGGAGAUGGCGCCGUUCGGGUUUUCGACACAAGAAACCGUCCUCAGGAGUCAAUGGUGCGCAAGUGGAAAGACGAGUCGGAUCGCCAGUGGGUCAAGAGUGUUCAUAUGCAGCGUGGUGGACAGCGAGAGCUCGUGAGCGCUAGCAGGAAUGGCAAGGUCAAGAUCUGGGAUAUUCGCAUGGAUAAGCCUCUGCACUCCUUCCAGACAACGCGAGACACACUUCGCACCGCCAGCACGCAUGAACACUUGCCGGUCUUUGCUGUAGGCACCUCCGCGCAUACAGUCAAGGUGUUUAACCUUGAUGGCCACCAGCUUUCGAACGUUGAGCCUUACUCAAGCUUCCUGCAACAGAAUCGUAGCUCCCCUAUCUCAGCAACAGCGUUCCACCCUCAUCGACCAAUCCUGGGAUGCGCUGCUCAAGGUGAUCAUCACAUUAACUUGUUCACUUGCGAGAAGUCUGAGUCUAUGUACCCAAGUUAG
Fusarium sp. VM40 is the source of this 4188-nucleotide messenger RNA. NCBI's taxonomy places the organism in Eukaryota, Fungi, Ascomycota, Sordariomycetes, Hypocreales, Nectriaceae. The record is from the annotation of a GenBank genome assembly.